Nerophis ophidion (straightnose pipefish) is the source of this 1591-nucleotide messenger RNA. It is a transcript of the gene f2rl2, whose product is annotated as coagulation factor II (thrombin) receptor-like 2. Gene Ontology annotation, molecular function: thrombin-activated receptor activity. The transcript is spliced from 2 exons. Bases 203 to 1336 code for a protein of 377 amino acids. The record is from RefSeq and is a predicted model, not a curated record. Gene Ontology annotation, biological process: thrombin-activated receptor signaling pathway; positive regulation of Rho protein signal transduction; blood coagulation. Gene Ontology annotation, cellular component: membrane. NCBI's taxonomy places the organism in Eukaryota, Metazoa, Chordata, Actinopteri, Syngnathiformes, Syngnathidae.
ACGUGCUUGCAGCACCGAACAAACAGACAAGCUCUCGUUGUAUGUAAACUGUGAGGAAGCCAAGCUUGGGUAGACAUCGCUUGCAGUUGUAGUUUAGCAGUGGAGAGAUGCCCCAACACGGAUUUCAUCGGUGGAGAACUGCUGCACUUACUUGAUAACACAAAAAACCCAAGAACAUUUAGAUUUUCUCCAUCCAAGAGCGAUGGCGGAAAUUUUAGUUGGAUUUUUUAUUUGUCUCCUAGCAGCAGUUCCAACCAUCCAGGAUGAUGGGAAUAUAACCAGUCCCACAAACAGAACCAAAGUGGAUCCAAAAUCUUUCAAAGGCAAGACAUACCAACAUAAUCUGACCAAGCAGCUGUCUAUCAGCCUGCAUCCCAGUGGAGACCCCUGGCUGGAUGUGGAUACAGACGAUGCUGCGGCAGCAUACACUACAGGGAUUUUAAGCACCUGGAUUCUUCCAUUCGCCUACAUGCUAGCUAUGGUUGUGGGUAUCCCCUCCAACGCCUACAUUCUUGCUUUUCUCAGGGUGAGACUUCGAACCAAGUCCUUGUCCACAGUUGUGCUUUAUCUGAACCUGGCCUUGUCUGACCUGCUGCUCCUGCUCUCCCUGGCACUACGUGUUCACUACCAUUUUAGCGGAAAUAACUGGGUAUUUGGGGAAAUCUCGUGCAGACUGAUGACAGCCUUGUUUUAUGGCAAUGUCUACUGCUCAGCGCAAACUAUAGCAUGCAUCAGUCUGAAGCGCUACCUGGCUGUGGUUAAGCCCUUCUUGUACAGGAGGCUGGCCAAGACAGCACUAGCAGCGUGGGCAUGCCUCAUCGUGUGGUUCCUAUUCGGGGCAGCUAUUGUUCCAGAGCUCAUGGUUAGGCAAAGCUAUUGGCUCGCUCAGAUGGGCGUCACCACCUGUCACGAUGUGCUUCCCCUUGAAGAAAAAUCCCAUUCACUGUUGGUGCCAUACAGACUGAUGCUGGUUUGUCUGGGCUUUGUAGGUCCCUUUCUAAUUUCACUCUUUGCACAGGCAUCAGUGGUAUAUCACCUUGGACAAUCUGGAUGUGACUGGAGACCUUUCAUCAGAGUCAGUACUCUGGUUUUCCUUAUCUUUGUGGUGUGUUUUUUGCCCAGCGGCAUCCUGCACAUUGCGCACUACGUCUGCCUGUUUUACAGCGGGGAUGACAAACUGUACGGAUACUACAGAGGAGCUGUAUGUCUCUGCUGCUUCCACAGUUGUUUAGACCCCUUCCUGUGUUUGCUCCUUUCUAAAUCGGCUACAUCAGAGUUAGAAUUCAUCUCCGUCCGGAGGAUCCCAGAAAGGCUGGCUGUUAUGAUAUGUGAAUGAUUGUGUGCAAAAAGAAGGCGUUGCCUUGCGGGACCAUUGUUGGAACACAGCAGGGAAGCAUAACUUCAGAAACACACUGCAGACACUAACUGGAAACCGGGAAAUAAAAAAAUUGAAAAGAGCUGUAACAACGUGUACAGCAUUAAGGCAGUAAUACGCAGCAUUGUAAUUAAUGUUGUUGAUACACUUUUAAGUAUGUGUACAUUAUAAUCAACUGUCAGACAUCAAUCAAUAAACUAAAAGACAAGAGGUGAA